Diospyros lotus (date-plum) is the source of this 2538-nucleotide messenger RNA. RefSeq names its product chloride channel protein CLC-c-like. Gene Ontology annotation, biological process: transmembrane transport; chloride transport. Gene Ontology annotation, cellular component: plant-type vacuole membrane; intracellular membrane-bounded organelle. The record is from RefSeq and is a predicted model, not a curated record. Gene Ontology annotation, molecular function: voltage-gated chloride channel activity. NCBI's taxonomy places the organism in Eukaryota, Viridiplantae, Streptophyta, Magnoliopsida, Ericales, Ebenaceae.
GUAAAAGAGACGAUGUAGAGAGCUUGGAGGAGCAACAAACCUUUGCUCGAAUUGAUGAUCGUCGUACGCCUUCUUUACUUCUCCAUGAUGAUUUAGAGAAAGAGACAAUGGCGAAGGUAUAUACGUGUACAUACAGGUAUAUGUAGAGAGAGAGAGAGAGGGAAUUGUGACGGAGAGAGAUGGAUCGGAAUGACCUAGAACGCGAAGCAAUGGCGGUGGUCGUGGAUGACGAGGACAAGGAGGCGUCGAGAAUGUCGAUCAGAGAACCUCUUCUUCCGGCCAGGAACAGUCGGAUCAACGUCUCCUCUCAGCUUGCCAUUGUUGGCGUCAAUCUCUGCCCCAUUGAAAGCCUCGACUACGAGAUUAUAGAAAAUGAUCUUUUCAAGCAGGACUGGAGAUCUAUGAAAAGGAUUCGGAUUUAUCAGUAUGUUGUUCUCAAGUGGACUCUUGCACUACUUAUAGGAUUAACUACAGGACUCGUGGGAUUCUUCAAUAACCUUGCUGUCGAGAAUAUUGCGGGUUUUAAGCUUCUCCUUACUGGCAAUCUCAUGCUCCAUGAAAAGUACCAUCUGGCAUUUGCAGUAUAUGCAGGCUGUAACAUGAUAUUGGCGAUUGUUGCUGCUGUUCUCUGUGCAUAUGUUGCUCCUGCAGCAGCAGGCUCUGGUAUACCUGAGGUGAAAGCAUAUCUUAAUGGUGUGGAUGCUUGUUCUGUUUUGGCUCCAAGUACCCUCUUUGUAAAGAUUUUUGGUUCCAUAUUUGGAGUUGCUGCUGGAUUUGUUGUGGGCAAGGAAGGGCCUAUGGUACACACUGGUUCUUGCAUUGCCAGUUUGCUUAGUCAGGGAGGUUCCCGCAAGUACCAUUUGACUUGGAAAUGGCUCAGAUAUUUCAAAAAUGAUAGGGAUAGACGGGAUCUGAUCACUUGUGGAGCUGCUGCAGGCGUAGCUGCUGCUUUCCGUGCCCCAGUUGGUGGAGUUCUAUUUGCUCUUGAAGAAGCAGCUUCAUGGUGGCGGAGUGCUCUUCUUUGGAGGACUUUUUUCACGAAUGCUGUAGUAGCUGUUGUGUUGAGAUCUUUCAUAGAAUUUUGUAGGGGUGGUAAAUGUGGACUUUUUGGGCAAGGAGGUCUUAUCAUGUUUGAUGUUAAUUCAGCAGUGCCAACUUACAGAACGCCUGAUCUUCUUGCAAUUAUAUUACUUGGAACUGUUGGAGGCAUCUUAGGAAGCCUUUAUAACUACCUUGUUGACAAGGUUCUUCGCACUUAUAGCAUCAUCAAUGAGAAAGGUCCUGGGUUUAAGAUCCUGCUUGUUGUCACCAUCUCCUUGCUGACCUCUUGCUGUUCUUAUGGUCUCCCAUGGUUUGCAAGUUGUACCCCCUGCCCCAUUGGGCUGGAAGAUGAAUGCCCCACUAUUGGUCGCUCAGGAAACUACAUGAACUUUCAGUGCCCACCAGGCCAUUACAAUGACCUCGCCUCCCUCUUUCUUAACACCAAUGAUGAUUGGAUCCGUAAUUUAUUCAGUUCUGACAAUGAACAAGAGUUUCACCUCUCUACCCUUUUUAUUUCCUUUUUUGCGACAUACUGCCUUGGCAUUAUCACUUAUGGCAUUGCCAUUCCAUCUGGACUCUUCAUCCCUGUCAUACUAGCUGGAGCCUCCUAUGGGCGCCUGGUUGGGACUGCCCUAGGAUCUAUCUCCGAACUUGAUGUUGGUCUCUUUGCACUUCUUGGGGCUGCUUCCUUUUUAGGUGGAACCAUGAGAAUGACUGUGUCAAUUUGUGUCAUACUUCUUGAACUUACAAAUGAUCUAUUAAUACUCCCGUUGGUGAUGCUAGUUCUUCUCGUUUCGAAAACUGUAGCUGAUUGUUUCAACAAGGGAGUGUAUGAUCAAAUAGUAAAAAUGAAGGGAUUGCCUUUCAUGGAAGCCCAUGCUGAACCGUACAUGAGACAGUUGGUUGCAGGUGAUGUUGUCUCUGGUCCCUUGAUAACUUUCUCCGGUGUUGAGAAAGUGGGCAAUAUUUUACAUGCUUUAAAGAUAACAAAUCAUAAUGGUUUCCCUGUUAUUGAUGAGCCACCUUUGACAGUUGCACCAGAGUUAUGCGGACUUGUUUUGAGGUCACACUUGCUUGUUUUGCUUAGAGGAAAGAAUUUUACAAAGCAUAGGGUUUUGACUGGAUCAGAAACUUUAAGGAGGUUUCAUGCAUUUGACUUUGCAAAGCCAGGUUCAGGAAAGGGGCUCAAGCUAGAGGAUCUAGACAUUAAGGAGGAAGAAAUGGAGUUGUAUGUUGAUCUACAUCCGAUUACUAAUACAUCCCCUUAUACAGUAGUGGAGACCAUGUCUCUGGCCAAGGCAGCAGUUCUGUUUCGCGAGCUUGGUCUUAGACACUUGUGUGUGGUUCCAAAAACAUCCGGGAGACCUCCAGUUGUAGGGAUACUGACAAGGCACGACUUUAUGGCAGAUCACAUUUUGGGACUUUAUCCCCGUAUUCUUAACCCCCCAUAAGUAGGUUGAACGAGCAAAGUGCACAUUGGUUUCGACUGUCUCUAGA